Messenger RNA from Naumovozyma castellii, 2157 nucleotides. It is a transcript of the gene NOP9, whose product is annotated as RNA-binding RNA processing protein NOP9. The transcript has a single exon. Lineage: Eukaryota; Fungi; Ascomycota; Saccharomycetes; Saccharomycetales; Saccharomycetaceae. The coding region runs from base 1 to 2157 and encodes 718 amino acids. The record is from RefSeq and is a predicted model, not a curated record.
AUGAAAAAAAAUAAAAUAAUAAGCUCAUCUCAUCUCAUCGCCUUUAUUUGCAGUCAGUGGAUAAAGCAUAGAUACCAAAGUGUCAGCCAAGAAAUAUCUACACAUAAUCAUUGCAUCACAAUGGGUAAAACUAAAACUAGAGGUAGAAAGCUUUUGAAAAAGCAGCAAAAGGAUCAAUUCCAACCCACGGCCGCUGAAUCUAACUCCACUGAAGAUCAUUAUUCAAAUGAGAAGAAUGAUAAGUAUGAUGAUGAGAAGGAUGAUUCUUCUGUUAACUCUAACCAACAGAUGUUUUUUGGGGUUUUAGAUAGAGAGGAACUAGAAUAUUUUAAGCAAGCAGAAUCUACUUUAGCAAUGGAUGCCUUCGAAUCGCCAGAUGAAAAAUCCCAAUUUGUCACCAGUAUCAUUGAUGAAGCUAAGGGAAAGGAAUUGAAAUUGGUCACCUCCCAAAUUUGUUCCAAAUUAAUGGAGCGUCUUAUCCUAGAUUGUGAUGAUACUCAAUUGAAAAGCCUUUUCCAAGCUUUCAACGGUGUCUUCUACAAUAUGGCAUGCCAUAAAUACGCAUCGCAUGUGUUAGAAACCUUACUUGUGAGAAGCACGGCCCUUGUAGAAAAGGAAUUGUUGACACCAAGUUUUGACCAGGAGGAACAUAAUAAUGAUGAUGAUGCUACCGUUUAUGCAUCUAUGGAGAACAUGUUUUUAUUCAUGUUGAACGAAUUGAAACCUCAUUUAAAGCACAUGAUGAAUGACCAAUAUGCUUCUCAUGUUCUAAGAUUAAUCAUUUUGAUUCUUUCCUCCAAAGUAUUGCCCAAUAGUACUCAAAAUAAUUCUACAUUACGUUCUAAGAAAUCCAAGAUUGCCAGAAAGAUGAUUAAUAUUAAAGAUACAGAAGAUUUUAACAAAGUUUACCAAACUCCAGAAUCAUUCAAAAUGGAAUUGCGUAAUAUAGUUAACACAUUAUACAAGGAUUUCACCAAUAAUGCCCAAUCUCGUUCUGAUAUUACCACUACUCAAGUAACCAAAUUUAGAGAAUAUUGCGUCGAUAAAGUUGCAUCCCCCGUUGUGCAACUGAUUAUUCAAGUGGAAGGUAUCUUUGAUAGAGAUCGUUCCAUUUGGAGAUUAGUAUUCAAUACAUCUGAUGAGAAGGAUUCCAAAGAAGAAUCAUUUUUGGAAUAUCUGUUAUCCGAUCCUGUCGGUUCCCAUUUCUUACAAAACAUUAUUGGGUUUGGUAGAGUGAAAUAUGUGGAGAGACUUUACAAUCUAUAUAUGAAAGAUCGUAUUGUUAAAUUGGCCAAGAGAGAUACCACUGGAUCCUUUGUCGUACAGGCAUUAUUGAAGCAUUUGAAGAGUAAAGAAGUGAAAGAAAUCUUAGAUGAUGUGGUUCCUGAAUUGAGUAUCUUAUUGAACUCAAACAUGGAUUUUGGUACUACAAUUAUUGAUGCCAGUUUAAAGAAUGACAAUUACUUGAGAGAUCAAGUUAUUGAACAAUUGCUUAAGAAAUAUUAUCCAAGAGAACAAUUGGAGAAAAAUGUCUUAGAGAGUUGUCUGAAUUUAAGCUCUUCCACUUUGGGUAACACCAGAGAUGAUUGGCCAACUGCAGAAGAAAGAAGGCGAUCUUUAUUUUUGGAAAAGUUGAUUGAUUACGAUGAUACAUUUUUGGGCAUCACCAUUGACAGUAUGUUGAAAUUACCAGAAGUUAGGUUAUCACAAAUGUGCUAUCAUGGUGUGUUUUCUCAUGUCGUAGAAAAAGUUUUACAGACCAAGAGAGUGAAAGUUGUCAAGAGGAAAUUAUUGCUGAAUAUUCUUUGUAAGGAUGCAGUCAAUAUGUCAUGUAAUGCGUACGCUUCUCAUAUUAUGGAUAAACUAUGGGAAUUCACUGCCAAAUUGACAUUAUAUAAGGAGCGUAUUGCAACGGCCUUAACAGCUGAAUCUGAAAAGGUAAAGAAUAGUACCUACGGUAGACAAGUAUGGAAGAAUUGGAAUUUAGAACUUUACCAAAGAAAAAGAUGGGAUUGGAAAAGGUUGAUUAGGGAACAAGAACAAGAACUAUUCCCAGACAGUAGACCUCUACAGCCAAAAGGCACAUAUCCAACAAAGAGGAAUAGUGAUGAUAAUGACCAACAACAUACCUUCAAGAAGCAAAAAUAUGAAAAAUAG